UUCAACUCUCUUUCUUUCUUUUUCACUCGCUCCCCGCGUUCUCCAACAACCGAUCACAUUUACGCCUUCGCAACACGCGCAAAGCCGAGAGAUCCGCGAAGAUCGGGAUAUUCUACGAUACGCUCGGAAUUUGUCUUCCUGAAAUCGCAAACGCAAACUGCCCACCAUGUCGGACCCGUUACUCUUCGAGGAUACCUUCACCGUCACGGGGAUCAAUCAGCAGAAAUACGACCGCGUGUCGCGCUUGACUUGCACCUCGUCGGAUAACUUCACCACCUUCACGCUGGAUGUCAACACCGAGCUGUACCCGUGCGCCGUGGGCGAGUCGCUCAACAUGGCUCUGGCGUCGACGCUGUCGCUGGAUGGCAAGGAUGACUCCGGGGCUAAGACGGGCUGGAAGGAGGUUGGCAUGGGCGAGCAGACUCUGGCGAACGAUUACGACUAUGUCUGCCAUGGCAAGGUUUACCGGUUCGAGGAGGGCUCGACGUCGGGAAACAUGGCUGUUUUCAUCUCCUUUGGCGGACUGUUGCUCUACCUUGAAGGUCCCUACAAGAAGCUGGCGCCCUUGAGGAUCGACUACGUGUACCUUCUCCUGAAGAAAUGAAGAUGAAGACGAGGAUUCUUGACAUUUUUGAACCCUGCCUUUCCUGGGUUGUAAGAGUUAUCUGGCCCGAUAUUGGCGGCCGGGGUAGUCCAAAAAAGUCUGUUUGCAUUGAUUGGGGUCCUUCGAUUGCAGCGCUGGCGUUCGAUUGGUGAAUGGGUAUAUCAAAUAGAACCACUAAAUAUCUCUUCCUAUCACA
This is a messenger RNA of Aspergillus homomorphus CBS 101889, 800 nucleotides long. RefSeq names its product DNA-directed RNA polymerase core subunit RPB8. Gene Ontology annotation, biological process: DNA-templated transcription. Gene Ontology annotation, molecular function: DNA-directed RNA polymerase activity. The transcript has 2 exons. Gene Ontology annotation, cellular component: RNA polymerase I complex; RNA polymerase III complex; RNA polymerase II, core complex. The coding region runs from base 167 to 604 and encodes 145 amino acids. The record is from RefSeq and is a predicted model, not a curated record. NCBI's taxonomy places the organism in Eukaryota, Fungi, Ascomycota, Eurotiomycetes, Eurotiales, Aspergillaceae.